Bathycoccus prasinos is the source of this 1728-nucleotide messenger RNA. RefSeq names its product amino acid permease-associated region. The transcript has a single exon. Gene Ontology annotation, molecular function: amino acid transmembrane transporter activity. Gene Ontology annotation, biological process: amino acid transport; transmembrane transport. Gene Ontology annotation, cellular component: plasma membrane. NCBI's taxonomy places the organism in Eukaryota, Viridiplantae, Chlorophyta, Mamiellophyceae, Mamiellales, Bathycoccaceae. Bases 1 to 1728 code for a protein of 575 amino acids. The record is from RefSeq and is a predicted model, not a curated record.
AUGCCAACUGGCCGAGAUAUCCUCGAUGCGACGCGAUUGCUGUGCACUAGAGCUCUGAAAGUGAAAUCAGAGAGGUCGUGUUUGGAAGGAGCAACUUCUUCUUCGAGCGAGUCGUCGUUAAAGAGAGAGUUAGGCGCAUUGGAUUUGAUUUUCUUCGGCAUAGGUGGUGUCGUUGGAGCCGGCGUGUUUGUCUUGACUGGCGCUGCGGCACAAGUACACGCAGGGCCGGCAGUUGUUAUUUCGUAUUUACUCGCGACAAUAACGUCCUUGAUUACGGCGACAGCAUACACUGAGUUUGCCAUACAAAUUCCUGUCACCGGCUCUGCCUAUAAUUACAUCGCCUUGACCUUUGGCGAAUACAUCGCUUUCAUCACUGGAUGUAAUCUCGCUCUCGAACUUACCAUUGCGGGCGCCGCCGUUGCUCGUGGAUUUACAAGUUACUUCUCGACUCUCAUCGGGCAAAGUCCGAACGCUCUUCGCUUCGUCGUGUACGAGUCUUUGAUUGAGAUUGAUGUCGUCGCAUUCUUAUUGGUGGGCGUUUUAACUGUAUUACUUGUCGUCGGCAUGAAAGAGACGGCGAAGUUUAAUAUUGCAGUGACGAGCGCAGCAUUACUUUCGGUCGUUUUCGUACUAAUCACCGGAAGUACGAGUGUAGACGAGGAGAAUUGGAAACCGUUCGUACCUCCGGAGUUUGGAUUCCGAGGUAUUCUUUCUGGCGCUUCGAUGGUAUUCUUCGCGUUUGUCGGUUUCGAUACCGUGGCGACGUUAGCAGAGGAAACGAAAAAGCCAAGCAGAGAUUUGCCGAUUGGAAUUUUGGGGUCACUCACAAUAUGCGGAUGUUUGUAUUGCUUUAUGGCGUUGGUGAUUACUGGCAUGGUCCAUUACACGGAGAUUAACGUUGAUGCUCCUUUUGCGGUUGCUUUUGAUAACAAUCACGAACAUUGGGCCUCCGUAGUCGUUUCCGUUGGUGCUGUUUUUGCAAUCACGACAAGUUUACUCUCUUCGUUGAUGGGGCAGCCGAGAGUUUAUAUGACAAUGUCCAGAGAUGGUUUGCUCCCAGAGUGGUUUGCGCAAGUAUCGCCUCGAUUUGGAACACCCGCAAAUGCAUCCAUUUUCACCGGAGUCACAACCGGCUUGCUCGCUUUAGUUGUAGAUAUAGAUAUUUUAGCGCAAUUAGUUUCAAUAGGCACGCUCUCAAUAUUUUUGAGCGUUAACAUGGGGCUGUUGGUGCGUCGAUACACACCAAAAGAUGGGACUUCUUUCAAAGACAGAUCGCCUGCGUUGCUGAGAUGUGCACUUCUUUGUGCGUCGUCGAUGAUAUUCUCGGGAUUGUACAUACAAAAUGAACCGUCCUGGUCGCUGAUUGUCAUGGCAGUAUCUAUAGUCCUAGAAACUGGCUCGUUCUAUAUGCUCGAUGUGGAAGAAAUGAAUAUUCCGACGGCGGGUGAUUUCAAAACGCCUUUCGUGCCGUGGUUACCGGCGCUGGGUGUUUUAGCGACGAGUCAGUUGUUGGUCAGUUUAGGCGCUGUCGCCUGGGUGCGAUACAUCUUGUAUACUUCGAUAUGCACGAUUGGAUAUUGCGUAGCUAAUAUCUUAAAAAUAAGAGAUGGGAGAAUAAAUUGGAGCGAUGAAAUCGCAGUGAGUGAUGCGAUGUACGCGUCGCCGUAUUCGAAUUCCUCCAAGGUUCGCUUCGUUGAACUAACAGACAUGUCGGACGCAGAUGAGUAG